AUUUCAAAUGAUGAUUUGAAAAGGAUGGUAAUGAGGAUUUAUCAUCGGCAACCAUCCAUUAUUUUGGACAUUAUUGAUGCAAGGGACGCUGGAAAUGGCAGUCCAGAAAUACCACCAAACAGAGAGGUUCCGUCAUGGUGCAAAUGUAGUUUUUGCCGAGAAAUGACAAAUGAAAUUGAAAAAGUGUGCUGCAAGCAGACACCAGUCAACUGUCACUCCCAACUAAGGGAGUUUAACACCGUGGUGUUAGAUGAGCUGGUCCUGGAGGUUGCCAGGCGAAUGAGGGAGGACCUGAUGAUUGAUCCUCAUGAUGAUAAUUACAACAGAGGGAAUAGGCAUGUUGCAUAUAGGCAGUAUGUCCUAUGGAUCCAUGGUUACCUUGGAGCAGGAAACAGGCGGGUUAUACCAAGCUGUGUUGUUUGGAAAAUAAGGGAGAAAUACCCUGAUCCAGUUGGCCAAUAUGUUGGAUUUGAACCUGGUCGACUUGGCUAA
Molecule: messenger RNA, 492 nt
Organism: Mytilus trossulus (common blue mussel)
Lineage: Eukaryota; Metazoa; Mollusca; Bivalvia; Mytilida; Mytilidae
Product: P2X purinoceptor 7-like
Exons: 2
Coding region: 25-492 (155 amino acids)
Source: RefSeq, a predicted model, not a curated record